AAUCACAAAUAAGUGAGACGCAACGCACAAACAAAACGAUUCCGACCGAUCUUCUCGUCUGUCGUCCCUUGAUAAGUUUUUGAUUGGAAUUAAGUAAUCGUAUGUUUGUGUAUUAAAACAUGUGAGAAAUUGGUUUUCUUGAAUGAAUGUUAUGCUAUUACGUUCGUUUCAAGAUUUUUGCAUAUCAAAGAUUUAUUUUUUACUCGGUUACAGUGCUUUUUCCUCGAAUGUGAGGAUUACAUGGAGUCUCCCCGUGUUUAUAAAUAUUGAUUUGUUGCACACCGUGUUUUCUAACGUUUCUGAUGUGCUUUUAAUUGUGUAGUGAAAUGUGGGUAACUGUGAACCGUGAAAAAUUGUUUUAGUGGUAAUGAAAAUGCAACAGUUGUCGAUGUUUCGUUAUGGCGCGGUAAUAAUGUUUGUUUCGUGUGUUUGAUCGUGUUACCUUGUGUUGUUGUGUUUAUUUGACAAUGGAGGGGACUACGGAGAAGGAUUGCUCUCCUUUGUGGAGCUUGUACCAGCAGAUCGUGUCGGAUAUGAAGAACAGUGCGCCGAUGUGGGAGGAGUUUAUAUCAAAGGCCACCAAGCUUCAUUCUGCUUUGAAGUCGGCGUUGGUAGCGAUAGCGGCCUUCUUGGACGCAUUUCAGAAGAUUGCUGAUGCAGCGACCAAUGCCAGAGGAGCGACAAAAGAGAUCGGCACAGCGCUCACGAGGGUGUGUCUUCGGCAUCGAGCUAUUGAGACCAGGAUGAAGACGUUCAUAAGCGCUUUAAUGGAUACGCUGAUUACUCCGCUAUCGGAGCGGGCGGACGACUGGCGCCGGGGUGGCUGCGCGACCGGUGCCCUUAGUCGGGAACACGCUCGCGAGUGUAAACGAGCGCGGGCAGAACUCAGACGGAGGGUUCAAGAGGCACAACGGCAUGCCAGGAAAGCGCGUCGUGCUCAACCAGACGCGAAACGACGGGCUGAUGUCUGUAUGCAGGAUGUCCAGGAACGCAAACAACAGUUGGAAGAAAUGGAAGAGAAGGCGGUUAAAGCCGCUCUUAUUGAGGAGAGGAGCCGCUUCUGCCACUUCGUAUCGUUACUCAAUCCCGUUGUGGAGAGUGAAGUAGCAAUGCUAGCGGAGGUCGGCCACCUGCAGGAAGGCAGCGAGCAGCUCGUACGCCACACGGCGGAGCCUAGAACUUUACCAGCGGCCAGCUUACAGGUACAAAAUUUGAACCACUAUCGUUAAAUUCUUUCAUUAAAU
Messenger RNA from Galleria mellonella (greater wax moth), 1244 nucleotides. Its product is annotated as protein MTSS 1-like. Gene Ontology annotation, cellular component: actin cytoskeleton; cytoplasmic side of plasma membrane. The coding region runs from base 468 to 1229 and encodes 253 amino acids. The transcript has 7 exons. Gene Ontology annotation, molecular function: actin binding; phospholipid binding. The record is from RefSeq and is a predicted model, not a curated record. Gene Ontology annotation, biological process: plasma membrane organization; cell projection assembly. NCBI's taxonomy places the organism in Eukaryota, Metazoa, Arthropoda, Insecta, Lepidoptera, Pyralidae.